Alligator sinensis (Chinese alligator) is the source of this 938-nucleotide messenger RNA. Its product is annotated as regulator of G-protein signaling 9-binding protein-like. The record is from RefSeq and is a predicted model, not a curated record. Gene Ontology annotation, cellular component: neuron projection. NCBI's taxonomy places the organism in Eukaryota, Metazoa, Chordata, Crocodylia, Alligatoridae. The transcript has 2 exons. Gene Ontology annotation, biological process: G protein-coupled receptor signaling pathway. Bases 56 to 424 code for a protein of 122 amino acids.
GGGAGCGGCUCCCAGGUCGGCGAGGCUGAGCUGCGCACCCGCCAGGGGGACCAACAUGGCCUCGCGGGCGCCCGUGGGGGAGUGUGCGGCUGCCCACGCCGCCCUGGGCAGGGUCACCGCCAGGCACCGGCAGCUAGCGCUGCUCCUGGGCAGCGCGGCCGACUGCGCUCAGCUGAGGGAGGAGCUGCAGGAGAGGGGCAAGGAGGCCCAGGAGCUCGGCACGGGCCUGGAGGAGCGCGUGGCGCGGGUGGGGGCCAUGCUGACGGAGAUGGAGACCAGCCUCAACAUCCCUGUCUGGACUGUGGAGGCCACGGAGGCGGCCUGGGCUGAGCGCGGCUCCACCGCUGAGGCUGAGGCAGAGGGGACGGGCGGCGAGAUGCCAGGCGGGACGGAGGCGCCCGGGCACUGCUGCACCGUGUCAUGACCAGGUGCAGGGAGCGGGGCUCUGGUGCCCCCCAGGAGGGGGGGGUCCCGGUGCGGGGCAGGCCCAGGCCCAGGCCAAGGCCCACUGGGUGCAGGAAAGGCCAAAGGAGCAAUAAACGCCUCUGUCCUGCCGCCCGUGUUGGGUGCGUUGCAACCAGCUGCCACGCGGCGUCCUGGUGCCCUGGGCGCAGGCGAGCUAACCUGCCCCGAGCCCCCCCGCCCCAACCUGGACCCCCACCGGGGGCUGGAGCAGACCAGGCUGCUGCCGGGUGGGUUUCAGCCCGGGGCCCGAGGGGACAGACCCGGGCCGAGGAGCAGCGAUAAAAACACGUGCGUUUAUUUAUACGUUAACCGUGGGCGCGACGGCAGAAUUAACUUAACGAGAGCCUAUGAUACAGGGGAGGGACCCGGACACACACAGGGACGGGCGGGCGACGGGCGUCAGGUCUCCUGGCUCUUUGCCUGCUUGGUGUAUGCUUCCCGCAGGUGCUUCUGGAAGGCUGCGGGAGAGCGGG